AGAGCAGAAAAAGCUUGAAGCCGCCACUGUACUGCAGAGUGAAGACGGUCAUGAAAGCUAAAAUGAGUUGCACAACCAACUUCCUAAAUUCAAAGGCAACCGAGAACCUUCUUCCAACAAAAACAAGUAUACUUUUCUCCUUAAGUCUUCCCAAGUCAAUUGUUCAAAGUCUACCACCAACUACAAAUAAGCUCAGGUAAUACGCAUGGGUUGAAAAGUUGAUUGUGGAAUUUCUAAUCCGGUGAGUUGAACAACAUUUUGGGUUUUGAAUGGCGCUAGUAAUUACUUGCUAUUUUCCUCUCUUUGGACCGUAGCGUUUUUCUUUUUUGCCCUUCACUUGGGUUGGGCUAUUUAUGGCCAUAACUUUAGUUUUGGCUGGUCCCGUGGGGCAUGUGCAGUUGCGCACUGGUAUGACUUUAAGACAUAAGGACAGACUUGGGAAAACAACAGAUAUAAGAUCAACAACUUUACUUUGUUUUUGGUAUCAAACUUUUAGCAGAUAAUUCUACACAAUUCUUUAGAGAAAUGCUAAAACUAGACAUGUGACAAGCAUACAAAAGUGAGUCACUUUUCUUGAACGCCUCCACUACUACUACUAUUUAUUCUAAUUCUAUUUUCAGUGAAGUUCUAGAUAAAAAAGAGUUAGUUGAAGUGUUUUGUGUUUCAUAUUUUCAUGGAAAGGGUUAUUGAAGAGUACCUGUUGGAUAAACUCAAAAGGGGCCUCAAUGGGAAGGAGAGUAGUAACAGUUCCAAAAUCCCGAUGCACAGCAAAUUCCGACACAUACAUAAUUCUCUUGAAAAACUUCUCAGCCUCAGCUCAACCCAACCUGUGAAACAACAGGGUCAGUCUUCAUUCAAAGAAAAGCUUUAUAUCCUUAACGAUUUGUUAACUGAAUGCCAGAUUCUAUCAACGAAAAAACGCACCAUUCACUUUCCUUACAUCAACAUCAGGAUCAAGCUAAACAAAAUCAAGGCAGAGCUCGAAUCUGCACUAUCUCAAAACGGGAAUGUAAAUCCUCAACCCAACGGGAGUGCCAAUUCAUCGCCGAACGCUGAUAUUUCCCAGCGACGAACCACUCCUACUACGUAUCGCUUCGUCGACUCCAAAAUAAUUCAUGGGUUCGAAGAACACUUGGCGACGCUGGAGAGGUUGGUUGUCCGGCAAAAGAGUGACGAAGACGACGGGUACAAGGCGAUCGCCAUUGUCGGAACAAAAGGAAUCGGCAAAACGUCACUCUGCGCUGUAAUUUUUGACAACGAAGAGGUGAAGAAAAGAUUCUUACCAAGGGUUUGGGUCUCCAUGCCCACACCGUCGGAUGAAGAAUACAGAAAGUGCCCCAAAAGAGCGAUAGCCAAACGGAUCUUAUCGUCGCUCGGAGUGGAAGAAGUUGAGAAUCACGGCCUAAAAGGGCUCAUUUGUGCUCUUCGCCAAGAAUUGGCGAGGAAGAGGUAUUUGAUCGUGUUGGACCAGUGGUACGGAGAUUUGAGUUCGAGUGAAGGGGAUAGUUUGGGUUUGGAACAUGGAUUUCCGAAAGGCUAUGGAGGUACAGUGAUAGUGACGAGUAGGACCGAAAGAGUGGCCAAACAGAUUUUUGGGGAUGAUAAGAGAACUGUAAUACCGCUUUUACCCCUCACGGAUGCUGAUAUGUGCUGGGCUAUAUUCAAGCAAGAAGUGGAGAAAGAUGAGUGGGACUUCAGUCCUUCCAACAUUGAAGAGUUGAAACAGCAAGUUUUAGAAAGAAGUGGGGGGAUUCCUCUACGGGCUAAAGUUUUGGGUGAGUUUAUGCUUAACCAACUCCGACAAUCCAACAACACAACUCCAACUAUGUAAACAAUAAGCCUAAAAUUACUCCUUGUACUCUAUUAAUUCUUUAUAAUAAGAAGAAACAACUCUGUUUUGUUUACUGA
This is a messenger RNA of Cannabis sativa, 1908 nucleotides long. RefSeq names its product probable disease resistance protein At4g19060. Gene Ontology annotation, biological process: defense response to other organism. The transcript has 2 exons. The coding region runs from base 674 to 1831 and encodes 385 amino acids. NCBI's taxonomy places the organism in Eukaryota, Viridiplantae, Streptophyta, Magnoliopsida, Rosales, Cannabaceae. Gene Ontology annotation, molecular function: ADP binding. The record is from RefSeq and is a predicted model, not a curated record.